AUGAUCACCACCGCAACGAAGACAGCGCCCGUUACGCUGAAGGCCGUCGAUGAUCGACGUAUGAGAGUCGACGGGACCGAUGAGAAAUUUGGCGACUGGAGGGAUGAUCUGGCCAGAGAUGGUUUCGCAGUCAUCAAAGGUGCCAUUCCGAGGGAGAGGGCCGACAAGUAUGCAGACCAGAUGUAUAGCUGGUUGGAGGGAUUUAACCUUGGUUUCGACCGUAACGACCUAUCGACGGUCCACAAAGACAAUCUCCCACAAAUCACCGAGAAAGGCAUGUGCCUGCAGUAUGCUGUGACCCAUGAGGACUUUGCUUGGGCUAUUCGAGGGGAGCCGGGUGUGAUCGGAGCCUUUGAAAAGGUGUACAACACCGAAGACUUGAUCGUGUCGUUCGAUGCGAUAAACUUCACAUUGCCUCGCACGGAUAUUGCGCCAAACAAGCCAUGGCCGCAUCAGGAUCAGGAUCCUUCCAAGCCCGGAUUCAGAUGCUUGCAGGGUUUGGUCAACUUGCUGCCCAACGGAGCAGAUGAUGGUGGCCUCAUCGUGUGCCCUGGUGGUCAUCUACUGUCGAACGAAUUCCACAAGGCUAUGGCCGAUGAAGAGCGCAUCCCAGCUUGGACACCAGAAUGGUACGGUUAUACCGAGAACGGCAUGAAAUGGCUCGAGGAGAAGGGCCUCACGUGGGUAAAGGUGUGCGCCGACCCCGGUGAUCUGCUUGUGUGGGACUCCCGCACCCCUCACUACAACCUGAGCUCAAAGACGAAUCAGCCUCGUUUCGCAAUCUACACAUGCUAUAUGCCUGUAGCAGAUGCCACCCAGGAGGAUUUGCUGAGAAAGAAAGACGCGUACGAACGGUGGGUUGGCACAACGCACUGGCCGAAUGCGAGGCACACAGGUUCGAAUGUUGCGAAAAGAGAUGGAGUGGACGAUCCACACAACCGCUUCGAGCCGGUGAACAAACCGGUCAUGGAUGAGAGGACAUUCAAGCUUACUGGUAUCCCGUAUAUCAAGGCUUAGGCUGGAAC
Molecule: messenger RNA, 1025 nt
Organism: Boeremia exigua
Lineage: Eukaryota; Fungi; Ascomycota; Dothideomycetes; Pleosporales; Didymellaceae
Exons: 3
Coding region: 1-1017 (338 amino acids)
Source: RefSeq, a predicted model, not a curated record